CGUGGCCGCAGGUGCUCUCCUGCGGAGGCCAGCGGCUAGCGGGAGGGGGGAACAUGGCGUCGGGUAGCGGUGUCCUGCGGCGGCUGCUGCACCUGUCGGCCGGGAACUGUCUCCUCCUCUUGCUGCUGCUCCUCCUCUUUCUCUGCGGCCAGCUCGGGGGAGGCCAGAAAAAGAAGGAGAAUCUUCUGGCUGAGAAGGUGGAACAGCUAAUGGAGUGGAGCUCAAGGCGCUCAGUCAUCCGCAUGAAUGGAGACAAAUUUCGAAGAUUUGUGAAGGCUCCACCUCGUAACUACUCCGUGAUAGUGAUGUUCACUGCUCUCCAGCCACAGCGGCAGUGCUCUGUUUGCAGGCAAGCUAAUGAAGAAUAUCAAGUUCUGGCUAAUUCGUGGCGCUAUUCGUCUGCUUUUUCAAACAAGCUGUUUUUCACAAUAGUGGAUUAUGAUGAAGGGGCGGAUGUUUUUCAACAGCUUAAUAUGAACUCUGCUCCGACUUUCAUGCAUUUUCCUCCAAAAGGUAAACCCAAGAGAGCUGACACAUUUGACCUGCAGAGAAUCGGAUUUGCGGCUGAACAGCUAGCGAAAUGGAUAGCUGACAGAACAGAUGUUCAUAUUAGAGUGUUCAGGCCUCCAAACUAUUCUGGUACAAUUGCUCUGGCUCUUCUGGUAUCUCUUGUUGGUGGAUUGUUGUAUCUACGAAGAAAUAAUUUAGAAUUCAUCUACAACAAAACUGGCUGGGCCAUGGCAGCUCUGUGUGUUGUAUUUGCUAUGACAUCUGGUCAGAUGUGGAAUCACAUCCGUGGGCCCCCAUAUGCUCAUAAGAAUCCCCAGAAUGGACAAGUGAGUUACAUACAUGGAAGCAGUCAGGCUCAAUUUGUUGCAGAAUCACACAUCAUUCUUCUACUGAAUGCUGCUAUUACCAUGGGAAUGGUACUCCUGAAUGAAGCUGCUACCUCCAAAGGGGAUGUUGGGAAGAGGAGAAUAAUAUGCCUAGUAGGCCUGGGGCUGGUGGUCUUUUUCUUCAGCUUCCUGUUGUCCAUAUUCCGCUCCAAAUACCAUGGCUACCCAUACAGCUUCUUAAUUAAGUGAAUUCAAGAGAGAUUCAUUUAGAGCUGCUUACCAUGAAGAUAACAUCAGUAAUACCAGCUUAUCUGCCUGCCACUGUUAGACGUAUUCAAGACUAUUUAGUUGGCUCAUCAGUUUCUGUGAUAAUUUGUAUAGUAUGCAGAGAAAUGAAUACAGUUUUAUGCAAUGAAUGCUUAAUUUAUAGAUAUAUACCAUAAAUAUCUCAUUGGGAAGUACUAAAAUGUUACAUAUAAUCUGUGCUCAAGAAUUUGAAUAAACUUCAUUAUAAGUCUUAA
Tympanuchus pallidicinctus (lesser prairie-chicken) is the source of this 1357-nucleotide messenger RNA. RefSeq names its product tumor suppressor candidate 3 (gene TUSC3). NCBI's taxonomy places the organism in Eukaryota, Metazoa, Chordata, Aves, Galliformes, Phasianidae. The coding region runs from base 54 to 1085 and encodes 343 amino acids. The transcript has 10 exons. The record is from RefSeq and is a predicted model, not a curated record. Gene Ontology annotation, cellular component: oligosaccharyltransferase complex.